AUGAACAGAAUAAUAAGCUUUAUUGUAGGAGCAGUGGUGGUACUGCUGGGUUUAAUAGCAGUAGUGCUGAGAAUGACUCAAAAAGAGCCAGAACUCAGGGAAAACUUCACAGAUGUUAUAGAAGAAUUUGUCAAGAACGAUGGCUUUAUUUUACAUGAGGACGUAGACACGGAUAGAUGCAGCCUCACAGAAGAGGAAAGACAUUUGAUCUAUUCAAUAUACAGUCUUAAUCAAAUUAACCAUCUUAAGUUAAACAUAAACAGCACUGUAGAGGCUGGAAAUGAAACACUGAAUCCAACGCCAGAACAGGUCAUGAGUGCUCUAAAAGAUAAAAGCAAAAAGGCAACUUUUGUUUUUACAACAGGUGCAUUAGAUGCUCGUUCCGGAGUGAAUAAAGCAUUUUCAAGAAUUACAAAAGAGAAAACGUCAUAUGCCGACUCCAUUCUAAUGACUAAGUCAGUAGAAGACUGGAAGCGCGCGCUUGAAACUUACGAUGCAGAUGAAGAAGAGUUAGCGGCUGAAUUGGAGAAAAACAAUAAAAAAGAUGAUGAUGAAAGUGCGUACGCUGUUCUAGAACAUUAUUUGCAAAAGCCGUUCGAAGACUUCAUAAAGGCCUUCAAGCUCAUGUGCAGAUCUGACAUCUACAAAGAUAAAAUACUGGUAAAAGAGUUCACUACUGAAGCAGAUGUGAAGAACUUCUUCCUCGUGAAUUAUAAAAACAAUCUAGACGAGGAGGAAUUUGCAGCUGUAGUAGACAAAUGGAAAAAAGAAAAAGAAUUUGAAGAAACAAAUAAAUGCAAAGAAUGGGGCUGGACAAAUGCAAUUACUAUAACCAACAAUUCAGACCCUGAUGAUUCAGAAACUGUGCUAGUUGCCUGCGAAUUAGGCGGGGCCUUAGGGUGCACCAUGAGCAGGCCUCUGGAAUUCAAGCUAGACAACAGGUAUGUUACAAUGCUAGUGCACUUGAUGUGUGGAAAGACAUUCCCCACCUCAGGAACAAAAUACGAGCAUUUUGCACUGCUAACGAACAACUAUGAAAAAGUUAAUAACGAAAAGUACGCAGCUGAAGUGUUCAAGCUAGCCAUAAACAGAGACAGAGCUCCUGUUAUAAAAGGGUACAAUGUGAAUGAAAGCAAGAAUGGCAAAGCAAACUUAAAAGCUGCUCAUGAAGCAGUAGUAACUUCAAACAAACUUAAUGAAGUUCUGGAUAGAUUAUUCGUUAAGAGAGAUCGGUUGGAUAUUCUUUACAUAAAGUUUUAUGAAAAUUCACUGGGCAUUCUAGGAUACAUUCUUAAAGAAAGCGAAUACGUGGAGCAAGACCAUGUGAAGGACGUAGAACACAUGCCUGUUUUCCUGCCAUUAAAUCUGACGCCUAAGCGUUUUACGACACCAGGCGGAGUCUAUCCUUUGUAUCUGACUGUCAAUGAAAACGAAAAAGAUGGCACAGUGCCUAAGAAUCAAAAAGCACUGGAAAGUCUUUCAAAAAUCAAUGAGGCUCCCAUAGUGAUGUGGAAGAACAUAAUUGAAAGUACUGAUUUAAUGGGAGAUAGUUACGAGCAACGGGUGUUUUACAUUCGAAUUAUUAAGUCGCUAUUGCCAAAGAAGCUAUUAAACAAGCUGAACAAAAUCGAAGAAAUCAAGAAAAUGCCUGCGGGAGACGACACUAUCAUUCUUACAUACAGUAUAAGAAUGCCUUCAACUGAGAGCUACCAAAAAAGCACUGAUUUGUUCGAGGGCUAUGAUUUGCUUAACCUGCUAGCAAACUUUUCUGCGUAA
Nematocida minor is the source of this 1776-nucleotide messenger RNA. RefSeq lists its product as uncharacterized. The transcript has a single exon. The record is from RefSeq and is a predicted model, not a curated record. Lineage: Eukaryota; Fungi; Microsporidia. Bases 1 to 1776 code for a protein of 591 amino acids.